Cotesia congregata is the source of this 507-nucleotide messenger RNA. The record is from the annotation of a GenBank genome assembly. Lineage: Eukaryota; Metazoa; Arthropoda; Insecta; Hymenoptera; Braconidae.
AUGUUUGUUAACGGGGAAAAAAAGGAAAAAAGGCAGUCAUGUAACACGAGAGCUGAGAUUGGAGAUUUUCGUCGGGGUAUAAAAGCAAUAUCGGUUCUGGUAAGCUUCGCACUGGUGGUAGUAGUCCUUCUGUCUGCCGUGGAAAGGUCCACUUCGGCGCCUCACAAAGCGCAUUCCUUCCAGCACUUUCACGGGCCAGUCGAGGGCGAGGGUGUUGAAGUUGUCUGGAAAGACAAGCACGGACACGAGCACGUCGACUACAAAGCCCACCCCAAGUACAAAUUUUCAUAUGGCGUUGAGGAUCAUCACACUAAAGACUUUCACGGACAAAAGGAACAUCGCGACGGGAAGGACGUAGCAGGUGAGUACACCGUGCACGAACCCGGCGGCAAUGUCAGGACCGUAAAGUACCACGCAGACCAUCAUGGCGGUUUUCAUGCCAUAGUACACAAUUCCGGCGGAAACGACCACUCCGGCGGUACCUACGCCGGGCACGGGCACAGUUGA